Candidozyma duobushaemuli is the source of this 1863-nucleotide messenger RNA. RefSeq names its product putative ATP-dependent RNA helicase. The record is from RefSeq and is a predicted model, not a curated record. Gene Ontology annotation, molecular function: nucleic acid binding; ATP binding. Gene Ontology annotation, cellular component: nucleus. The coding region runs from base 1 to 1863 and encodes 620 amino acids. Lineage: Eukaryota; Fungi; Ascomycota; Pichiomycetes; Serinales; Metschnikowiaceae. The transcript has a single exon.
AUGUUCGCCCAGCGAUUCGACCCCAACCUGGUGGGGCAGGAGUUGCCGAAACCACAGAUUCCAAUCAAGAAAAGAAAACUAAGUCAGACAUCCAUUGAUGACGAGGCCACAAAUGAGAAAGCAGAUACAGAAAGCCUGAGUUCAGAUAGCGAAAGCACUAGCGAUAGUGAUAGUGACAGUGAAAGUGAAAGCUCAUCGAGUGAAAGUGGGGAGGAAACUUCUGAAAGUCAAGAGGAGGAUGUUAAACCAGCGGAUGAGCUAAAAAAUAGCAUGGAGGUUGACGAUCCCGUUGAACCUAGAGAGGCCGACCCAGAUUAUCUCAAGAAGCAUGCCUCUGUGUUUCAGAAGUUCAAGUCGGUUCAGUCCAAUGAUGUUGAUAUGGACACAGAGAAGCCUAGUGACGAGGAAGUCGAAAAACAGGAUUUAGCUCCUCUUCCACAACCGGAACUUCCUCGAGACGUGACUCUUCGAUCCACUCAGGCACAUCUGAAAACCCUUGAUUGGCUAGCGAAGCCAGUUUAUGCAUCUCCUGAGCAAACCUCCCCGUUCAGUGACUUUAGCAUCUCGUCAAAUUUACGGAGCAAUAUCGAGGCUAUGGGUUUCAAAGAAGCCUUCUCUGUUCAGGUCUCAGUCUAUAAAAUGCUACUUGAGGAUAUUACAAGAAACAAACUCAGCCCAGAUUUCAGGGGAGAUAUUUUGGUAAAUGCCUCCACUGGUUCUGGCAAAACCCUUGCAUAUUGUGUUCCCAUCAUUGAAGCUUUGCAUACGAGAAUUGUCCCAAGAGUAAGGGCGGUUAUUCUCGUCCCCACAAGACCAUUAAUUCAACAGGUAACCCAAACCCUUAUAGAGUUGAGCAAAGGUACAAAACUUAAUGUGGUGAGCUUGUCUAGUGACAUGUCCAUAAAAGAUGAGGGUCACAAAAUUUCUACUAAUGUUCCGGAUGUGAUUGUAUCAACGCCGGGUAGAUUAGUGGAACAUAUUCUUAAUAGUUCAGUCACUUUUGAGGCGUUAAGAUUUUUGGUUAUUGAUGAGGCUGAUAGAUUGCUUAAUCAAUCUUUCCAAAAUUGGAGUGAAAUUUUGAUCCGGAGUAUUGAAGAACAUAGAGAUUCCUCGAGAAACGUUGGUAACACAUGGGAACUUCAAACGCAAAAACUUGUUUUCUCGGCUACUUUGACCACUGAUGCUGGCAAGUUAUCGCUGCUAAAGUUCAGAAAACCUCGACUUAUUGUUGUCAAUUCGAAGGAACAGCUUGUAAACGAGAUGUUCUCUGUUCCAACAACAUUGACAGAGAGCAAGAUCUUAUUCGCAUCUAGUGAGUCUUCCUACAAGCCUCUUUUGCUCACAAAACUCAUGAUUCAGUCUGAAAAGCUUUCCAACGUUUUGAUCUUCUCGAGAUCUAACGAUUCCACCCUUCGUUUAGCGAAGGUCCUCGAAGCACUCUUUAAAAGAUUCUACCCCUCUGCUCCCAUCACUGUCGCCUACAUGAAUUCGACUAAUAACUUAUCAUCCGUGAGAAAUAGAGUCUUCAAAGAUUUUGGAAACGGUGAGAUUAACAUUUUGGUCGCGACAGAUUUGAUCGCUAGAGGUUUGGAUAUCCUGUCCAUUAAAGACGUCAUCAAUUACGACUUGCCAGUAUCGUCUCGUGAGUAUGUGCAUAGAGUUGGUCGUACUGCAAGAGCUAAUCAGCGAGGAGAGGCACUUUCUUUGGUAUUCGGCAGAGGUGAAAAUCAAUGGUUCAACAGCCUUAUGGUUGACGUUGGCAGAAACCAGCCCAUCGAUGAGCUUUAUCCUAAGGCUAUUGAUCUUUAUCUUGACGAUCAUGAGAAACAUCAGUUCGAAGAUAUAUUAACGAAGCUCACUUAG